Molecule: messenger RNA, 1011 nt
Organism: Trichoplax adhaerens
Lineage: Eukaryota; Metazoa; Placozoa; Uniplacotomia; Trichoplacea; Trichoplacidae
Exons: 6
Biological process (GO): arachidonate metabolic process
Cellular component (GO): membrane
Source: RefSeq, a predicted model, not a curated record
GAUCCUCCUUUACUCGGGCAUCUAAGACUAUCUUUGAUGCUAAUUGGUGCACCUGACAGUACCCAUCGUGAUGGUAUUAAAAUACUGGCAAUUGAUGGAGGAGGAAUGAGAGGCUUAGUUGCGAUCGAUAUUUUGAAAAAGAUUGAAGCUGAAUGUGGCAAGCCUGCUUAUCAAUUGUUUGACUACAUCUGUGGAACUAGCACGGGUGCUGUAAUAUCUUUUUUGCUUGGCUUGGUUCAUCAGAGCGCGUCGAGUUGUGAAAAUGACUAUAAAAACUUAAGCAAGGCUAUCUUUAAAAGAAAUUUAGUCUUUGGGACUAGCAUGCUGUUUUUAAAUCAAUCCUAUUAUGAUACCGAUAUUCUAGAAAAGGCUAUGAAAGAAAAAAUGGGCUUCAAGCACCAGCUGAUCCAAACAAUAUCUAUUCCAAAUACGCCAAAAGUUGCUGCAAUUGCCACACAUGUUAGUGGGCCUCGACCGGUUCCAUUCGUUUUCCGAAAUUAUUGCCAUAAACAAACUGCAAUACCAUAUUAUCCUGGUACUUAUAAUGUUCGUCCGUGGGAAGCUGUGCGCGCCUCGGCGGCUGCUCCUGGCUAUUUUCAAGAAUAUAAAAUUGGCAAUAACGUAUUCUUGGAUGGUGGCCUAGUAUCAAAUAACCCUGCUGCAGUUGCACUACAUGAGUGCAAGUUAUUAUGGCCAGAUACUCCCAUUAAAUGUUUGGUCUCACUUGGUACCGGCUAUUAUUGUCCCUCUUCCGAUCAAGAAGUCAAAUUUGAUGGUUCGCUAAGUAAUAAGUUUAAAAUAAUUAUCGACUCAGCUACGGAUACUCUAAAAAUUCAUAACGUUUUAAAAGAUAUACUCCCAGCUGGAGCCUAUUACCGUUUUAAUCCACCACUGUCGAGGCAGGUUGCUAUAAAUGAGAGUCGAGAAGAUUUUUUAAAGCAAAUGCAAGAGGAUACUCAAUCUUACAUAAAGAGAAAAGCGAAUGAAAUUGGCCGGGUUAACACUUUAUUA